GCGUGCCGGCAGGCCGGGCAAGGAGGCGGGACACGUCGGCGCUACCACCGCCACCGCCGCCGCCGCCCCUCCUCCCGUUCCAGCUGCCGCUGCCGCUUCCUGGGCUGAGUCCGCCCGCGGUCCCGGCGGCGCCAGGUGCGUUCACUCUGCCCGGCUCCAGCCAGCGUCCGCCGCCGCCGUAGCUGCCCCGGGCUCCCCGCCCCGCUGCCGAGAUGGCGACGCGCUCCUGUCGGGAGAAGGCUCAGAAGCUGAACGAGCAGCACCAGCUCAUCCUAUCCAAGCUUCUGAGGGAGGAGGACAACAAGUACUGCGCCGACUGCGAGGCCAAAGAGCUUCCUGCGGCUGAGGGAGGGAUGAAACAAGUACCCAUGUGACCACCACCACUGGGACUGCGCUGGAUUAGACCUGAAACCAGCAUAGCACUGAGUCUUACCCGGGACCUGUGGCGACCACUGCCUGGCUACCACUGAUGUUCUCUCAAGGCCCAAGAGCUCUUCAGUCAGCAGGUCCUCGAUGGGCUUCCUGGAAUAUUGGUGUGUUUAUUUGCAUCAGAUGUGCUGGAAUUCAUAGAAAUCUUGGGGUUCAUAUAUCCAGGGUCAAAUCAGUCAACCUAGACCAAUGGACAGCAGAACAGAUACAGCAGCUGGAAUCCAAAAGAUCUUGAAACCAGUCCUGAAAGGCUUGCUCCUAUGCAAGAAAUCCUGGUGGAUUUUGAGAGGAAGAUAGAGAAAUUUCUCGAAAAUUUCAAGUGGUAGUAGAGUGCAUGCAAGAUAUGGGAAAUACUAAAGCAAGACUACUCUAUGAAGCCAAUCUUCCAGAGAACUUUCGAAGACCACAGACAGAUCAAGCAGUGGAAUUUUUCAUCAGAGAUAAAUAUGAAAAGAAGAAAUACUACGAUAAAAAUGCCAUAGCUAUUACAAAUAUUUCCUCCUCUGAUGCUCCUCUUCAGCCUUUGGUAUCCUCUCCUUCUCUGCAAGCUGCUGUUGACAAAAAUAAAUUGGAGAAAGAAAAGGAAAAAAAAAAGGAAGAGAAAAAGAGAGAAAAGGAGCCAGAAAAGCCGGCAAAACCACUUACAGCUGAAAAGCUGCAGAAGAAAGAAGAUCAGCAACUGGAGCCUAAAAAAAGUACCAGCCCUAAAAAAGCUGCGGAGCCCACUGUGGAUCUUUUAGGACUUGAUGGCCCUGCUGUGGCACCAGUGACCAACGGGAACACAACGAUGCCACCCCUGAACGAUGAUCUGGACAUCUUUGGACCGAUGAUUUCUAAUCCCUUACCUGCAACUGUCAUGCCCCCAGCUCAGGGGACAUCCUCUGCACCAGCAGCUGCAACCCUGUCUACAGUAACAUCUGGGGAUCUAGAUUUAUUCACUGAGCAAACUACAAAAUCAGAAGAAGUGGCAAAGAAACAACUUUCCAAAGACUCCAUCUUAUCUCUGUAUGGCACAGGAACCAUUCAACAGCAAAGUACUCCUGGUGUAUUUAUGGGACCCACAAAUAUACCAUUUACCUCACAAGCACCAGCUGCAUUUCAGGGCUUUCCAUCGAUGGGCGUGCCUGUGCCUGCAGCUCCUGGCCUUAUAGGAAAUGUGAUGGGACAGAGUCCAAGCAUGAUGGUGGGCAUGCCCAUGCCCAAUGGGUUUAUGGGAAAUGCACAAACUGGUGUGAUGCCACUUCCUCAGAACGUUGUUGGCCCCCAAGGAGGAAUGGUGGGACAAAUGGGUGCACCCCAGAGUAAGUUUGGCCUGCCGCAAGCUCAGCAGCCCCAGUGGAGCCUCUCACAGAUGAAUCAGCAGAUGGCUGGCAUGAGUAUCAGUAGUGCAACCCCUACUGCAGGUUUUGGCCAGCCCCCCAGCACAACAGCAGGAUGGUCUGGAAGCUCAUCAGGUCAGACUCUCAGCACACAACUGUGGAAAUGAAAACUGCAAUACAAGUUUCAUCCAGAACUACCACCUGACAUUCCUUGCUGAAACGCAUCUAGUUCCCCUGUUUAUUCAUAUGCAUAUUUUUUUUUCAUUUUACCCAUUGGUUCAUAUUAAGAAUGAUCUGAUUGACCGUGUUGGUCUGUACUGAUUCAAUUUGAUGUGGUGAAAGGCAGGUUGAUAAACCAUUUUAUGUCAAGGGCAGCUUUGCUCAUAUUUCCCAUGAUUUCAUGUACUGCAUUAUUUGAGAAGCUGCUCAACUUGCAAAAUCAGUUUUCCUCUCAAUAAAAUUAUAGCUCUAAUGUUUGCAUAUAAGGGAAGUAGUUAUCAUGUUAGUAAUACCUCUAAUAGUAUAAACCCCACCCCAAAAUUAGCCAGUAAUCCUGUAGGAAGGUACUGUAUGAUCAAAUGUUUAAUCAUAUAAAUAGAAUGUAAAUGCCUCACUGAGCACUGUUUUCUAGUGUAUCAAAAUGCUUUUAUUUCAUCAUUCACUUCACUGUGCUGUUGUUAUGAUGUGCUUAACAGGGAACGUGGUUAGUGAAAGGAAGAUAAACCUGGAUGUUACUCCAAAACUUCGUUUAAUGAAUGCUUAAAGAAUUCAAAUUUUAUCUGCCUCUCUUGUAAUUUGGAUCUCUUCUUAAUGUACAUAGUGCUAACAUGAAGACCUUUUUCUGCACUAUAUGCAAACAGGGUAACUAACUAAAACAAAGCCACUUUCAAUCUUCAAUCCUUGAAGGUAUAUCCAGGUUUAUGACAGUAAUUGUGUUUACAUUUUAUGGUGCCUAGUAUUGACAAAAUGUUAUUUCCCUAUAUUAAACAUGACUCCAUAGACCUUUUCA
This is a messenger RNA of Pan troglodytes (chimpanzee), 2757 nucleotides long. RefSeq names its product small ArfGAP 1 (gene SMAP1). Bases 764 to 1915 code for a protein of 383 amino acids. The transcript is spliced from 13 exons. Gene Ontology annotation, biological process: regulation of clathrin-dependent endocytosis. Lineage: Eukaryota; Metazoa; Chordata; Mammalia; Primates; Hominidae. Gene Ontology annotation, cellular component: cytoplasm. Gene Ontology annotation, molecular function: GTPase activator activity; metal ion binding. The record is from RefSeq and is a predicted model, not a curated record.